AUGAGUUCAGACAGCCGCAGCAGAAGCCGAAGCCGAAGCAGGAGUAGGAGUCGUAGCCCCGGGAUCCGUAAGAUCCGCUCUGAUCGACAUUCCUAUCGCGAUGCCCCUUACAGGAGAGAUUCAAGUCGGGGUUUCAGCCGGGACAAUUUGUGCAAGAACUGCAAGAGGCCUGGUCACUAUGCUAGAGAAUGCCCUAAUGUUGCAGUUUGCCACAAUUGUGGGCUUCCUGGGCACAUUGCUUCUGAAUGCUCCACAAAAUCAGUGUGCUGGAAUUGCAAAGAACCGGGCCACAUGGCCAGCAGUUGUCCAAAUGAGGGCAUUUGCCACACCUGUGGUAAAACUGGCCACCGUGCUAGGGAGUGCUCAGCUCCAGCAAUGCCUCCAGGGGACUUAAGGUUGUGCCAUAACUGUUAUAAGCAGGGCCACAUUGCUGUUGAAUGCACGAAUGAGAAGGCUUGCAAUAACUGUAGGAAAACAGGGCACUUGGCACGUGAUUGUCCAAAUGACCCAAUUUGCAAUGUCUGCAAUGUUUCUGGACAUGUGGCCAGACAAUGUCCAAAAUCAAACAUCAUUGGAGAUCACAGUGGCAGAGGCAGCUUCCGUGGUGCUGGUGGAGCAGGUGGUGGUGGUUACCGUGAUGUCGUGUGCAGGAACUGUCAACAGUUGGGUCAUAUGAGCCGUGACUGCAUGGGCCCCUUGAUGAUUUGUCACAAUUGUGGAGGCCGUGGUCACUUGGCAUAUGAGUGUCCUUCAGGCCGCUUUAUGGAUCGCUACCCUAGUGAUCGCUACGCAAGUGAUCGCUACCCUAGUAGGAGAUACUAG
Lathyrus sativus (Indian pea) is the source of this 822-nucleotide messenger RNA. NCBI's taxonomy places the organism in Eukaryota, Viridiplantae, Streptophyta, Magnoliopsida, Fabales, Fabaceae. The record is from the annotation of a GenBank genome assembly.